Molecule: messenger RNA, 1097 nt
Organism: Phoenix dactylifera (date palm)
Lineage: Eukaryota; Viridiplantae; Streptophyta; Magnoliopsida; Arecales; Arecaceae
Product: thylakoid lumenal protein (Mog1/PsbP/DUF1795-like photosystem II reaction center PsbP family protein)
Biological process (GO): photosynthesis
Cellular component (GO): extrinsic component of membrane; photosystem II; photosystem II oxygen evolving complex
Molecular function (GO): calcium ion binding
Source: RefSeq, a predicted model, not a curated record
AGAGCCAGAGCAGCAACCAAUCAGCAAGAAACCAACAACUUGAAUUCAGAAAAAUCAGUCGGAGAGAACUCUUACUACUCCACCAGUUCAUUCUUGAGAAAACGCAAAAGCACAGAGAGAGAGAGAGAGAGAGAGAGAGAGAGAGAGAUGGGCACCACCCUCUUCACCAGCUGCUGCUUGUCCUUGAGGCAACUGCACAAGGCUCAAAUCCGUGAGAGGAGAUUUCUUCAUGAGAAGGGUGGUGGGAGAAGUAGGUUCUAUGCAGCAGCAACAAGAGGGUGUGGCCCGAUAGGGGAAGAAGACAGGGAGGGGCCUGCUGAGUUCUUAGGGAGGAGGUGUGCAUUGGUUUCUGGGUUGUCUUUGGUUUCUGGAAUGGUGUUUGGUUUUCCAAGAGAUGGGAUGGCAGUGAAGCAGGGUCUCUUGCCUGGGAGGAUUCCUGGCUUAUCUGAGCCUGAUGAAAAAGGUUGGAGGACAUACCAGAGACCGGAUGACAAGUCUGGAGGACAUGGAGUGGGGUGGAGCCCAAUAAUCCCAUACACCUUCAAAGUUCCCGAUGGCUGGGAAGAGGUUCCUGUAUCAAUUGCAGAUCUUGGUGGUACAGAGAUUGAUUUAAGAUUUGCAAGCUCGCAAGAAGGUCGCUUGUUUGUUGUUGUAGCUCCUGUUCUGAGAUUUGCAGAUAUCGAAGGAAAUGCCAGAAUUGAACUAAUUGGACCACCUGAGACGGUGAUCGAUGCGUUUGGGCCAGAAGUUAUUGGCGAGAAUGUAGAAGGGAAAGUUCUAAGCAUGGAAGUAGCAGAGCAUUCAGGAAGAACAUAUUAUCAGUAUGAACUGGAACCUCCCCAUGUACUCAUCACAGCAACUGCUGCUGGAAACCGGCUCUACUUGUUCAAUGUAACUGCAAGUGGUCUUCAAUGGAAGAGGCACUACAAGGACUUGAAACAGAUUGCAGAUUCUUUUCGCGUAAUCUAAAAUUGCAUGGUUUGAAGUUCUUAUAUUUGUCAAAAUUGAGAUCAUACCAAUCACAGAAAUUCAGCAUCCAUUAUGAACAAUUAUAUUUAUCUUAAAGAAAUGCUAGCACUUAACUUUGAUGUGGUGAA